Molecule: messenger RNA, 1259 nt
Organism: Chiloscyllium plagiosum (whitespotted bambooshark)
Lineage: Eukaryota; Metazoa; Chordata; Chondrichthyes; Orectolobiformes; Hemiscylliidae
Source: RefSeq, a predicted model, not a curated record
UCCUUUGAGAAGCUUCUAAGAAAUCCAGCAAUUUAUUGCAAUCAUUUCCUGUAACAAUGAAGAGAGUCAAACAUUAAUGACAUUUUAAUGUUCCUGGUUCUCACAAGGCUAAAAUCCUACCUAUGAACACAGCACACUUUGACUGUGCAGCAGUUAUUCAACAUGAGCUACCACAACAAAACUGCUGGGAAAAUCUUUCAUGAAUGAUUCAUCUCAACCUGGGGGCCGUAUACCUCAAAAGUCUACUUGAAGAAGGUUGGAUUUGAGCUCAAUAACUGGAAGGGAGUGAAGUGGAAUGUCCAUGAUGAUAAAUGCUGCUUCGCCAUUAUCUUACUCUAUUUGGCUUUGACGGAAGAUGGACGACGAAGGCUAAAGACACUAGAGGAGGAAGAAAACUCAAGAAGGCAUGCAACCACCAAAUGGACUGACUGAAGGAAGGGAGAUGUCUCUAUAUAGUUCUGAUUAUGGCUGUGUACUGGUGCAUGGAAACGUUGCCUCUAGCAGUAACCGCACUGCUCCCUCUCAGCCUCUUACCGCUGUUUGGAAUCCUACCUUCAUCAAAGACCUGCCCUUUGUACUUCCUUGACACGAAUGUUCUCUUCUUUGGUGGCUUGAUCAUGGCCGUGGCGAUUGAAGACUGUAAUCUGCACCGCAGAGUAGCACUCACAAUCCUCAGGUUUUUGGGGGUUAACCCUUUAAUGCUCACACUGGGAAUGAUGCUGACCACUGCCCUUCUGUCCAUGUGGCUGAGUAACACAGCCACCACAGCCAUGAUGAUGCCGAUAGCCACUGCUAUCCUUAAGAGGCUGUAUGGAGAAAUGGAGGCUGUGCCACAGAGUAAAACCAGCGACACAGAAUUACAGAAGCACGAAUUGCCUACUGAAGAGAAUCCUGAUAAUCAAGAAGCAGAAGAGGAAGGGAAGAGUGAAGUACAGGAACUCAAAACUGCAGACUCACCUCAUCCAACUGAACAGAGCCAACUGGAAAAGCCUAGCAAGAAUUUGGCAAAGGGUAUACUCAUUUCCAUCCCAUAUGCAGCAACUAUCGGAGGGAUAAGCACUUUAACAGGAACACCACCAAACCUUAUCCUUGAUGGUCAACUGAAAAGCAUUUUUCCUAAUUCGGACGAGUUGAAUUUUGGUUCCUGGUUCGUGUUUGCCCUACCCCUCUCUUUGAUCUUCCUCAUACUGGCGUGGCUCUGGAUCACAUUCCUGUAUGGAGGCCUCAAGCUAAGGUACAAGGUGGGAUCGUGGAUAUAA